CCGACAAACCCGGACGACUUUUUGCGGGUCAUCUCUACCUUCUUUUCGACUUGCUUGCGUUGCCCGCUGCUGCUCAGAGAAUCGCCGUCAGAAUGCCUUCGGAACAAGGUCACAGACUUUAUGUCAAGGGUCGCCACCUGAGCUACCAGCGCUCCAAGCGCCAGGUCAACCCCAACACCAGUCUGAUCAAGAUCGACGGUGUUGACAACACUGAUGCCGCCAACUUCUACCUGGGCAAGAAGGUCGCUUUCGUCUACCGGGCCAAGCGUGAGGUUCGGGGCUCCAACAUCCGGGUGAUCUGGGGCAAGGUCACCCGCUCUCACGGCAACUCCGGCGUUGUCCGUGCUCAGUUCCGCCACAACCUCCCUCCCAAGUCCUUCGGUGCUUCCGUCCGUGUCAUGCUCUACCCCUCCAACAUCUAAACGACCCAUUUUAUAUCAUGUUGUUAGCUGGCACUUUUUUCCGGGAAUUCUUUGCGCAGACGGUCGGGCAAAGGAAGUCGGGAAAUCGCCGAUGUUGAAUUGAGAUGGGAGUUGGGCGGUUGAAUAAUGUUUCGUGGGAGAGGGCAGGGCCUGUUUUUCCGCCCUACGAAUUGAAAUAAAAGAAAUCACUUUGUUUUUCCUUUUAUUUGCUACAGCAUGUUGAAUUUGGUCGGCUUCUGGACACUUUUUAUCGAAGGGGCUCUCUCCCACCCUGUUUAGGUACGGGGGGGGUUUUUGAGAGCUCCGACGUGUCUUUUGUCUGACAAGCAUGGCCUCCCGACGAUCAUCAAACACCAAUCCAUACCAUUUCAACCAUCGGUACUAUUCCAUUAUGCUUGGGCCUCGUGCGCAUGAUUCUUGAUAAGUGGGCUAGCAUCGGCUAUGUACAGUUAUCUAUCUUGGAUCAAUUACCCAUGCGACCACGAUCCAAUAGCUGUCACCCUUAUCUGUAUCUUGUAUCGCAUGUGUAGUGAUCUAGCCACAGUCCGCAGAUCUGAC
This is a messenger RNA of Aspergillus candidus, 980 nucleotides long. RefSeq names its product 60S ribosomal protein eL33. The transcript has 6 exons. Gene Ontology annotation, molecular function: structural constituent of ribosome. NCBI's taxonomy places the organism in Eukaryota, Fungi, Ascomycota, Eurotiomycetes, Eurotiales, Aspergillaceae. The record is from RefSeq and is a predicted model, not a curated record. Bases 93 to 422 code for a protein of 109 amino acids. Gene Ontology annotation, cellular component: ribosome; cytosolic large ribosomal subunit. Gene Ontology annotation, biological process: ribosomal large subunit biogenesis; cytoplasmic translation.